Nelumbo nucifera (sacred lotus) is the source of this 1321-nucleotide messenger RNA. Its product is annotated as transcription factor MYB30. The record is from RefSeq and is a predicted model, not a curated record. Lineage: Eukaryota; Viridiplantae; Streptophyta; Magnoliopsida; Proteales; Nelumbonaceae.
CGUCUGAGCUCUCUGAGGUCUCAUUGAGAGAGAAAGAGAGAGAGAGACACAGGUAGAUAAGAACCACAAGAGAGAAAAGGGUGUCUCAGUCUGAGAUCAAAGAUGGUGAGGGCUCCUUGCUGUGAGAAGAUGGGAUUGAAGAAGGGGCCUUGGACUCCUGAAGAAGAUAGGAUUCUCAUCAAUUAUAUUCAACAGUAUGGACAUGGAAACUGGAGGGCGCUUCCCAAACAAGCUGGUCUGUUAAGGUGUGGGAAAAGUUGCAGACUUCGAUGGACAAAUUACUUGCGACCGGACAUAAAGCGAGGAAACUUCAGCAAAGAGGAAGAGGAAACUAUCAUUGAGCUUCAUGAAAAGCUUGGUAACAGGUGGUCAACAAUCGCAGCAAGAUUACCGGGAAGAACAGACAAUGAAAUAAAAAAUGUCUGGCACACCCACCUAAAGAAGAGGCUCAAACAAUAUCAACCCGCCCUGAACACCAAGCGGCAGUCCACUGAAAUAUCUGAAUUUGAUACCUGCAAAUUGGAAGAAUCAUAUCUCGUGAACUUUCCAACAAAUCCAAGAUUCGAGAGCCCGACCUGUCCGCCGGUAUCCCCACAACAAUCCUCCAGUGACAUCUCCUCGGUUACAGAAUCUUCGGUUGUCACGGGCGAGAACCAGAACACGGGCAUCAAGGAAGAAAACGUCGACUCUUGCUCUUGGGAAACUAUCCCUGAAAUCGACGAAAGCUUCUGGUUUGAAGCAUUGUCAGCAGACAAUUCCGGCACGUCCGAUGAUUAUCCGGCAACAAUAACCGACCAACAAUUACAAUUCCCAUCAGAACCCGUCUAUGCUUACGGUUGGAACAUGGACGACGGCAUGGAUUUUUGGUAUAACCUCUUUAUAAAAGCAGGAGAGCUACCAGAGUUGCCAGAAUUCUGAUCACACAGUUUUUGUAGUUCUUGGUAUCCGGUAUCUGACCAUUAGCAAGCAAAGAGUAAAGGAGUUUCACGGGGACAAUUCUGUUCAAAAGCUCGACUCAUUGACGAAAACAGAGUUUGGUCGUCCAGGAAACGAAAAGGCACUCAAGGCCCAAUUAGGGGGAAAAGGAAAAAUUGACUUCGGAAACUUGUGUAUAGCUUGCAUACAUAAAAAUAAACUAACAUAUUGAUUGCUUUGCUUCUCUGUAACCCUAAAAAACAAAGCAGCCCUUCAAAUCUCCAUUACCUAAAUUCAUGUUAGCUUCUGAUUUUGAGUUUUCUUUUUGGGUAAAUAAAUUAAUUUUGCUGUUAGACCCAAAGCUCUAGACAUAUCAAUAAUGGAAAGUGUUUCUUCUAAUCUUUUA